AUGGGAACGGUGAAUGCGCACGACGUGCUGCUUCGGCUUCUGAACGUGGGUUCGCCGGAUAAAGGGCUGACGAAGACGGUGAAGGACGAGGAAAUCAUUCAGAUCUGCAGUAAGUGGGUUUACUACAGUUUUACUAUGUUUUACUAUGGUUUUGUGAUUGUAUUGUGUUGAUUUGUAUAGGUUUUUAAGGUUAAUAUAAUUUUGUAAAUAAAUUAUAGACUUCUAGACCUUAUACACACAUUUUCGUACCUAUAACAACUUUCAGAUAAAGCAAGAGAAAUCUUCCUGAGUCAAUGCUCGUUGGUCGAAAUCGAACCGCCACUCAGGAUCUGCGGCGACACUCAUGGACAAUAUUCAGAUUUGUUGCGAUUGUUCAACCGGGGUGGCUUUCCACCAACCGUGAAUUACCUCUUUUUGGGCGACUACGUGGAUCGUGGACGUCAGAAUCUGGAGACUAUCUUGAUCUUGUUCGUGUACAAGGUAUGGCUUGGGUUUUGAAUAGGAGUUUGCAUCUGUGUUGUUUUGUUGUUUUGACACUUGGAUAGUAUUUGUGAGUCUAGCUAGGAGUACGGCAAGCUUAGGGUUAGAACUAGGGUUAAGGCUAUAAAUAAAGCUAAGACUAAGGCUAGGACAAGAGUUUGGGCUAACACUAAAGCUAGGAUUAUGAAGAAGGCUAGGACUAAGGCUAGAGCUAGAGUUAAGGGUGGGCUAAGGCUAGCGCUAAGGCUAAAGAUAGGUCUAUGAAGAAGGCUAGGACUACGGCUGGGAUUAGGGCUAGAACUAGGGCUAUGUUUAUGGCUAAGGCUAGGGCUAAAACUGUGUAUGGCUACGGCAAGAGCUAUUGCUAUGACAAGGUCUAGGGCUAGGUUAAAGCUAGUGCCAUGGCUUAGGCUAGGACUAAGGCUAUGACUACGACUAGGAUUAGGGCUAGAGAUAGGGAUAGGCCUAUGACUAAAGCUAAGACUAGAGCUAGACUUAGUGCCAAGUCUACAUAGACAAGGUAAAACUUAUUAAAGCUCAAGUAUUAGGUCAGCAGAUGAUCAUUUUCAGCUCAAGUACCCAAACAACUUCUUUUUACUGCGUGGUAACCAUGAGUGUGCGAAUAUUAACAGGGUUUACGGUAAGUACUUACUGAAAUUUUAUUUUUAAAGUUCUGGGACGGUACUCAUCGUCAGUUGGAAAUAUUGACCCGGGGGAGGUGGGUAAAGUUUUUUAAAAAAUUUGUUAAGCAGGAGUAGAUUUUGCUCCGAAUUCUAAAAUUUACUUUGAUAAACUCGAUAAGUUUUCAGGCUUUUUGGACGAAUGUAACAGAAGAUACCCGAGUAAUGGCGCAAAGAUAUGGGACGCGUUUCAAGAAGCGUUCUCGGUGAUGCCAUUGUGCGGCCUGGUUGGGGACAGGAUUCUGUGCAUGCACGGUGGCAUCUCACCGCAUCUGAAGUCGCUACAACAACUUCGCGAGAUCAAACGCCCAACCGACGCCACCGGUCCGACCCUCGAAAUGGACUUGUUGUGGGCGGAUCCUGUGGCAAGUAAGGGGAAUUUUAAGAAAGUUCUUGCCAUUUUGUGUCUUGUAAAGAAAGUCCUUGCUAAUUUUUGUUUUGUAAAGAAAGUUUUUGCUAUUUUUUACUUUGUAAAGAAAGUUCUUGCAAUUUUUUACUUUGUAAACAAAGUUCCUGCCAUUGUUUUUUUUGUAAAGAAAGUUACUGCCAUUUCAUCAAACAUGUUACCUAAAAUCUGUUUCAGACAUUGAAGGCUUCCAAGAGAAUAUGAGAGGAGCGUCAUUUGGCUUUGGCCCAAAAGCAUUGGCCAAUUUGUGCAAAGAAUUGGAUAUUGAUCUAGUCGCAAGAGCUCAUCAGGUCGUUCAAGAUGGUUACGAGUUCUUUGGCAAACGCAAAUUGGUCACCAUCUUCUCGGCUCCACAUUACUGUGGUCAGUUUGACAACGCUGCCGCCAUAAUGUGCGUGGAUUCCAACUUGGUUUGCUCGUUCAUGGUAAGGUUUUUUAUGGUAGGAUAGGGUAGGGUAGGGUAGGGUAGGGUAGGGUAGGGUAGGGUAGGGUAGGGUAGGGUAGGGUAGGGUAGGGUAAGGUAGGGUAGGGUAGGGUAGGGUAGGGUAGUAUGUGUUAGGGUAGUACGUGUUAGGGUCGAGUAGGGUAUUUUCUGUACUUAUUUUACUUUUUCAGAUUCUCCGCGCUAUCACUGGCCGUGCUGCUCCUAAAACCAUACCUACGACCAAAGGCAGAGACGCUUGA
This is a messenger RNA of Bursaphelenchus okinawaensis, 2250 nucleotides long. NCBI's taxonomy places the organism in Eukaryota, Metazoa, Nematoda, Chromadorea, Rhabditida, Aphelenchoididae. The record is from the annotation of a GenBank genome assembly.